Monodelphis domestica (gray short-tailed opossum) is the source of this 1922-nucleotide messenger RNA. RefSeq names its product histone H4. Gene Ontology annotation, molecular function: structural constituent of chromatin; DNA binding; protein heterodimerization activity. Gene Ontology annotation, cellular component: nucleosome. The record is from RefSeq and is a predicted model, not a curated record. NCBI's taxonomy places the organism in Eukaryota, Metazoa, Chordata, Mammalia, Didelphimorphia, Didelphidae.
UGGCCGUCGGCUGUUGGGUACCGUUCGUUGUUACCGCUUUCACAAUGUCUGGCCGUGGUAAGGGAGGUAAGGGUCUUGGCAAGGGAGGUGCUAAGCGGCACCGGAAGGUGUUGCGGGAUAACAUCCAGGGCAUCACCAAGCCAGCCAUCCGGCGCCUGGCUCGGCGUGGUGGCGUUAAGCGUAUCUCUGGGCUUAUUUACGAAGAGACCCGCGGUGUUCUCAAAGUGUUCCUGGAGAACGUGAUCCGAGAUGCUGUCACCUACACGGAGCACGCUAAGAGGAAGACCGUCACUGCCAUGGACGUUGUAUACGCUCUUAAGCGCCAAGGCCGAACUCUGUACGGCUUUGGGGGUUAAUCCGCUAACUUGGAGCCUGUGAUUGCCGUGCCUUCUGCACCCACAAAAGGCCCUUUUUAGGGCCGCCCACCUUGUCACUUAAAAGGAGUUGUGUGCAUAGUGUCUCCUGGGGGUCGUUUUAAGUGUUCCAGUGCAGCUUUGCUCAUUGAGGCUGGAGGAUCUGCGGGUUUUAUUUAUGUACUUUUUUGAGGAAUUCUGCUGGGGGAAUCACUGAAAGGGGCAUUGUGUGACUUGUGACUUAUGGAAUGUGUGAAACAUGUCUACAAAGCUGUCCUGGAAACAAAAUGGAAAAAUUCCUUCCAGCAAGGGAAGGUAGAAGUUGCAAGAAUGAUUGACAGGUCUUAAGACUUAGAAGCUUUCAGGAGCUGGUUGGGUCAGAGUUCCAAGGAGCAGUUUCCAACUGACUCUGUCUGGAGUUGAAAGUGAAGAAGGAAGGUGUGUAUCUGAGACUCCCUGAACAAGCCACCUAUCAAUCAACUGGCCUUUAAGGAUCAACUGGCUGAGGGUUAGAGGAAAAUCUCCAGUCUUCCUGGUGGACAGAUGGACUGGAGAAAAGACCUCUACCUUGCUGGAACCAUUUGAGGACACCACAACUUAGAUUCCUGAUACCUGACCAACCAUUGACUCUGUGUGUGUGAGAUUCUGAAUUUACUGUGGGAUUUAUUCUGGGUAAAAAGUCAGAUGCUACCCUUUCCCUUAUUCCUUUCCCAAUAUCUUCCCCGUCUUUGUUAAUAAACUCAAGUUAUUUAAAUGUGAUUUUUCCCUUGUGUAUAAACCCUUUCCCCUUUCCUAAAAUCCCCAUAACACUAUCCAAAAAUCUGAUUGGGUGUUGUUCCCUGUUCUUCUAAUUAGCUUGAUAUAUCCUUUUAUGUUUAAGGUAUGUAUCAAUUUGAUCCUAUUUUAAUGAAUGGUAUAAGAUAUUGGUCUAUACCUAGUUUCUGCCAAACUACUUUCCUGUUGUCCCAGUAAUUUUUACCAAACCAUGCAUUCUUAUCCCCAAAACUUGGAUCUAUACUUUUGUCAAAUACAAGGUAACUCUAAUCUUUUAUUUCUGUUUGUUUUAUAUCUGUUCUGUUAGUUUGGUUUUUUUAAAUAAAGUUUAUAUUUAUUAGCUAAUACCAGACAGUUUUAAUAAUUAUGGAUUUAAUUUAAAAUCCAGUUUUGCUAGACUUUCUUCCUUUACAUUUAAAAAAUUAAUUCCUUUGGUAUUCUUGAUCUUUUGUUCUUCCAAAUGAAAUUUGUUUUUAUUAUUUCUAGCUCUCAAUAAAAUAGUUUUUUGAUAAUUUAAUUGGGAUGAAUAAGUAGACUAAUUUAGGUGGGAGUGUCAUUUUAAUUAGAUUGGCUCUAUCUACUCACUAAUAGUAUUUACCUGAAUAUUUAAAUUUGACUUUAUUUGUGUAAAAAGUGUUUUAUAAUUAUAUUCCUGUAAUUACCUGGUUUGUUUUGACAAGUAUACUCCUGGGUAUUUUAUUCUGUGUGGUUAUUUUAAAUGGGAUGUCUCUUUUUAUCUCCUGAAGAACUUUGUUGAUGAUAUAUUAAACAAUGCUGAUGAUUUAUUUGGGCUUA